Messenger RNA from Drosophila rhopaloa, 1366 nucleotides. It is a transcript of the gene Ref1, whose product is annotated as THO complex subunit 4-A. Bases 182 to 997 code for a protein of 271 amino acids. Gene Ontology annotation, molecular function: mRNA binding. The record is from RefSeq and is a predicted model, not a curated record. Gene Ontology annotation, biological process: mRNA export from nucleus. NCBI's taxonomy places the organism in Eukaryota, Metazoa, Arthropoda, Insecta, Diptera, Drosophilidae. The transcript has 4 exons. Gene Ontology annotation, cellular component: nucleus.
UUCCCAGAUACAAGAUGGCGACUGUGUAAUUUUUCGUGCGUCGUUUUGCAGAGUUUGUGAAAUUCCACGCGCUCGUUAAUCGAAAACAAUUCUCAUCUCGACUUUCGGUAGCCGUCAGAAAGCCAUCCUUUCCACACACUUCAGAAGGUCUUCAUAGUCAUCAGUCCACGAAAUCAGCAGAAUGGUAGACAAAAUUGAAAUGAGCCUCGACGACAUCAUCAAGUCGACUCGCUCGCAAAAAAAGCCGCAAGGCACUCGCGGUGCUCCAGGUGGAGCCCGACGGCCGGGCGGCCAGCAGCGAGGCGGAGCCCGUCGUGGAGGCGCCAACGCCAGCGGAUCGCCCAGGAAGCCGGCGCCAGCUAGUGGAGCCGGUGGAGUGCUUAAAGGCCGACGAGGCGGUGCUGUUAGCGGAUCCGUUCAAAAAGCCAAGUUCCCACGGGGCGAUGUGAACAGCGCUUGGAAGCACGAUAUGUACGACGGACCUAAGCGGGGAGCCGUUGGUGGCGGAACCGGACUCACCCGCCUCAUUGUCGGCAACCUAGACUACGGAGUCUCCAACACGGACAUUAAGGAGCUUUUUAACGACUUCGGGCCGAUGAAGAAGGCAGCAGUGCACUAUGAUCGCUCCGGUCGUUCUUUGGGCACCGCAGAUGUAAUAUUCGAGCGUCGCGCCGACGCCAUGAAGGCUAUUAAACAGUACCAUGGCGUGCCUUUAGACGGACGCCCCAUGACCAUUCAGUUAGCCGUCUCCGACGUGGCCGCCUUGACCCGUCCUGUAGCCGCCACCGAUGUCAAGCGUCGUGUCGGUGGUGGCGCAUCAGCUCCAUUCAAGCGUGGUGGUGGCCAAGCUGGCGGCUCUCCGCGUCGUGGCAGCUUUAAACGUCCGACCGGAGGCAAACCGGCAACAGGCGGUCAACGUCGGGAGCGCAAGGCCCCACCAACUGCCGAGGAACUGGACGCCGAACUGGACUCCUACAUCAACGACAUGAAGAUCUAAAUAGCCAAUAGUCUGAAUUAGUCUAACAGAGAAAAAAGUAAAAACACAAUCCCUAGUCUUAAGUCAACCAUAUGGACACUGUCUGCAUGGUUCAUCAAAUCAAACGCAUUGGGAUCGACAACGCCGUGCUAAGGUUUAUAUUGAAACCUAAAGACAUCAAGAAUUAAAACCCAUUUGCGCAUGUACCCAUUUAAUUGUUAAUUAUAUCAAUUUGGCGGCUGUUGGGAUAAGUCGACUUACUGAAAUACAUUUAAUGCUGUAUUUAUUAUAAUUAGUAAUACGCUUUAACAAAGUUCGACGAUGACUUAAUUCUGUAAACUGAAGUAAUUCUAAACUGAAGUGUAAUAAAUACUAGAAUUAAAGUCGUGA